GUAAACGUGGUAGGGGUUGAAGGGCAGUGUCCUGUUGAAAUCUGAAAUGGGCUCGCUAUGUUAGCAUACCUUAGCGAUCGCGCAAUCGUCACUGGCGGCCCUCAUUUUGUAGCAACAGACAUGCAUAAAAACCAUAAGAAUAUAGAUGGCAGCGUUGUCAUCGUUAAUGCUUACGUGACAUGGCAGCUACGUUGUGCAGCAAUGAGUUGCAAAGGGAUACGAAUCGAUGUACAUGAUCAGAUCGAAUUGUGUUUGGACACGGCAGUUCACGUUAUAUUUCACUUGAUAACAUUGUUGAGAAGUUGAUUUCAAGUACAGUUUUCGGUAUAAAUGUGAUCAAUGUGAUAUUGGUUUCAAAAUGGACAAGGAGGAAGGCGAUAGAAGGGUUUUCUUUACGAAUGAGGAAUGGGAUAGGUUAGCACUGUAUCUAAUAGGAAACAAUACACGAUACAGAGAAAAUGUAGUAAUACCUAGAAUAAUUGGUCCUGUUAAAAUAAAGACAAGGGAAGAAAAAAUGGUUGAAGCUGCAUUUGAAAGCUGUGCCUUUAAAACACUCAUGAGCUGUGUUGCAGGUUAUGGUUUGGGAGCUGCCAUUGGUCUGUUUUCAGCCAGUGUCAACCCAACUGUCCCAAUUGGAGAUGCAAAGCAACCAUCAGCAAGGGAAGUUCUAAGAGAGAUGAAGGGAAGUAUGAUUAGCUAUGCAAAGAAUUUUGCAAUGAUUGGUGCUGUAUUCUCAGCAGUGGAGUGCUCUAUUGAAUCGUAUCGAGGGAAGUCAGAUUGGCGUAAUGGAACCUAUGCCGGGGGUAUUACUGGAGGUAUUAUAGGAUUAAGAGCUGGUAUCAAGGCUGGGAUAUUUGGAGCUGCAGGGUUUGCAGCAUUCUCAACUCUUAUAGACUAUUACAUGCAUUUAUAAUGUUAUCGUCAUAUUGAAUUGAACAGUAGCAAAUAAUGCACAUAAUGUUUGUUGUACAGUGUGUCAAAGUUUUAAUGACUAAAAUUUUUGAUGUGAUUAACAUCAAAAUCAUGAAGUGCAGGUGGCCACAUUUAAAAGCAUUUAGGAUGUGUAAAGUACUAUGGUGAAGAAAUUUUGUGAAGGUACUGUUACUAUCUUCCACAUAUUGGACCCUGUUUCAUUUAUUAUAUGUAUGUAAUCAGGAGAUCUGAGAGUCCCAAAAAAUAUAGAGUGAUUACCAGUAUAAAAUUAACUCUCAAUAAAUGGAAACUAUUUCACUAGUAAACUCCAAUUAAACAUAAAUUUAAGAAAAAUA
Molecule: messenger RNA, 1268 nt
Organism: Cryptotermes secundus
Lineage: Eukaryota; Metazoa; Arthropoda; Insecta; Blattodea; Kalotermitidae
Product: mitochondrial import inner membrane translocase subunit Tim22
Exons: 4
Coding region: 359-913 (184 amino acids)
Biological process (GO): protein insertion into mitochondrial inner membrane
Cellular component (GO): TIM22 mitochondrial import inner membrane insertion complex
Molecular function (GO): transmembrane protein transporter activity
Source: RefSeq, a predicted model, not a curated record